UAAAAUUUUCUUUCAUGAAAAUAGUACUCGGGACAUUCUUGUAAAUAGUUAUAAUAUGUAAAGUUUUUAGAAAAAUGAACUAUUAGUGUUUUUAUGUGAUAACCAUUGUCCUGAUGGAAUCGGAGUCGACGAUUUCUAAAUUAAAUAGUUAUAAACAACUAGUUGAUGAAAAUGAUUUAAACGAUUUUCUUGACUAUUUGAUUUCUCAAAAAAUUAUUAAAGAAGCUGAUUACUUUAGAAUUUACAAUUGCAAUAGCCCAGAAAAUAAAUUACAUGAAAUAUAUACAAUCAUAGAUUCUAACGAUACAAAUACUUUGCAAAAAGUUUUCACUUACUUGGAUAUAUUAUAUCCAAAGAAUAAAAAACUUAGGGAAGAUGAGGAAAAUUUUCGAAUUUCUUCUGUACGAGGAGGAUUUCCAAAAUUGCCCCCAAAUUAUGUUACAAGGAGAUCACUUGUAGAAGACCUUAAAAGUAAAUUACUAGGUUUACAAUGGGACAAAAAGGUGGUUGUUCAUGGUAUGAUGGGUUAUGGAAAAUCUUGUUUAGUAAACGAAGUUUUAAAUGACCCAACUGUACGAAAACGUUUUGACAACCUGCUCUUCUGGAUAAAUUUAGGUGAACAUCACAGUGUGGAAACAAUUUUGAAGCCUUUAUGGAGGUUAUAUGCAACAGCAAGUGGUAUUGUAGAUAAUAGAAUAUUUCACUGCCCAGAUGAUGUACAAAAUUUGAGAAACUUGUUAAAAACAUUAUUUUUCGAUUCCAGAUUAAAAGGUGCCCUUUUAAUUCUAGAUGAUGCUUGUAGCGAUGAAGUUCUUUCUUAUUUUAAUAUUGGAUGCAAAACGGUAAUUACUACGCAAAAUAAAAAAAUUCUUCAAAGAGAAGAGUGCCUAUUCGUUGAGGUAAAGACUGGCUUUUCAAGGACUGAAUCUUUAGAGUUAUUUAAGAAAUCAAUAAAAACUAACAACGAUUUGCCAACGACCGCUGAAGAAGUUCAUGAAAUUUGUAAGGGUCAUCCAAUGCUAAUAGCUCUCAUAGGAUCAUAUUUAGGCGAGAACGUAGAGCUUGUUUUAAAUAAUGGUAGUGGAAUUUGGCAGUUCAUAAAAGUAAUGGUUCUGCGUGGCGAAUACAACUUAAAUGAAUACGACACCUAUACAGAAAUUCCCACAGAAAAAAUUAAAAAAUGUGUUGAAAAAUUGUUGUUGAAUGGUUUAAAAGACUUUUAUCAAGACUUUGCUAUAUUUAUGCCAGAUGUAAAUAUCCCGCCCGAGGUCCUAGAAAUAUUGUGGAAUAAAAACCGUUUCGAAGUGAUUAACAUAAUGAACAAAUUUGCAGAGAAAUCUCUUGUGGUGCCCUUUUACCAUAACGAUCUCAGAACUUACAUCUAUGGCAUUCAUGACAUAUAUCUAAACUACCUCAAAGAUGUUACUAAAGAAAGGACUGUUAGCUUGCACAAAAAAUUGAUCUCUGGUUAUGACAAAGUAACCCAAGGAAAUUAUGCCGCUUUACCAAAUGAUAAUUAUACAUUACAAUUUAUAGGUUACCAUCUUUAUCAUGCUGAGGCAUUUCAGAAAUUUGACAUAUAUUUUAAUCUUAAGUUUCUGGAGGCCAAAAUAAAGGCAGUUGGUAAAGAAGACGUUUUGAAGGAUAUGAUUAAAUAUGAGAUUUGUAUUACCAAAAAUGAAAAUAUGUUAAAAGAAAAACUUAAACACUACAAAGAUUUUAUAAGUCGGUGUGGAAGUAGCUUGUAUAGUUAUGAAAAAACAGACAUUAUCCAGUUUGCUUUGAGGGAAAAGAAAGAAAGUUAUAUAUUUAAAGAGGCUUUAACAUUGGCAGAAAAUUCCCCAAACUUAUACUUUCAGUUGCAAAGACCAGCGGAUGAUUUGGAAUAUUCUACCAUAAAUAUAAAAGACGACAUUACGUGUGCUUGCUAUGUAGAUUCCCCUCAACACAUUUUAAUUGGUACAUCAAGUGGAAAAAUCAAGUUAUUCUUUGAAGAUUACGAUAAAGAAAUAUCUAGUUUCAUAGGUCAUGAAGGCUACAUAAAAAAAAUAAUUAUAAGUCCAGAUAAACGCUACUUUUUAUCUGUUUCUAUAGAUGGCACAGUUAUUGUGUGGAAAUUUGCAUUAGACAGUGCGAGAAAUAGUCAUGAUUUUUCUAAUCAAGCUUCAGCUUCUCCUAAAACUCAACAGAAAUUAUGGCAAGAUGUGUUCACUCCCGAUAGAGGUAAAGUGAAGCCAACGAAAGUAUUUAAAAUAAAUGAACCAGAUAAUUUUUUGGUAUCUGCGACAUUUUGCGAACAGUUCCCGGAAAUUUACAGAAUAGCCACUGGGAGUCACAGGGGCAGUGUAAUUAUUUGGGAUGCUCAUACUGGAGAAGAGCUAUGUAAAACAGGCUAUCAAGGUUAUAGUAUUUCCUGUAUCAUCUAUCAGGAAAGUGACAUUGCGAGGAGAAUAAUUUUUUCGUAUGAAGAUAGCAUCGCCACAUUUAAAAUCAAUCACUCUCUUGAAUACAUUCAAACUUUACACAACUGCGAUGUAUGUGAAUCUAUUUUUGCCAUUGACAACAAAAUCAUUGCGGUUAGCGACACGAAUAUCACUUUUUGGGAGAGGAAUAAAUCUCAAAAAUUAUUUGAAAAGGUUGAUGUGAACAAACAGCACUUAUGCUCAACACUUACGGAUGAUUCUAAUUACUUAAUAGUUGGUACAAAUAGAAAUACUGUGUUCAUAUUAGACAUCGAAGAGAAUAAAAUGGUUAGAGAAUUUAAAAGUAAAGGGCUAGCUAAAUCAUUAGAUACUUUUUAUGAUGAAGAUAGGUCCGUCCAUAUACUGCUUAUAGGAUCAGAUCAAAAGAGUCUGCAGCAGUGCCACAUUUUACCAUCCGAAAAUGAACCGCACAUUGUGACCGCCCCUAAGUUCAUCCCUUUCUGGAAGAAAAAACACCCUCUCACUGCUCUGGUCAGUAAGUACAAUCAAAUCCAGGUGUUCAACGGUUAUAUUCAGUUUUCGGAAACCGACAAGAUUGAGUCGACGGUAACUUGUACCUGUUUUUCUUCAUGUGGACAAUUUGUAAUAUACGGCUUAGAAAAUGGGGAAGUACACAUCUUUAACAUGCGGUCCAAGAAAACUUUACGUUUGGAGAUCGACAAAAAUAAUCGGGGACCUAUUACUUACCUCGAUUGCUACAAACCGAAUAACCUUCGCCACCAGAGUAUCAGUUCUUAUGAAAGCGGCGAUAGUUUGAAUUUAAAUUUCUCAUUUGAGGGAAUAAUUAUCUCCGUAUCUAGGAAUGAGCUUAUAACAGUAUAUAAUAGUGGUACCGUCUUUACUCAGAAAGUAAAGAAUCCCUUGAUAUUUUACUAUGAAGAUAAUAUGAUUGUGGUAGAUGCAAGAUGUAAAAUUUAUCUUUGGAAUUUAAAUACUACUUCAUUUACGCCAUUAGAAAAUCCUGCUAUAUUUGAGUUGGUGACGGUUUCUAAAGCUACGUUCUGUCCUGAAAAGUUCAUUUUAGCAGUGGUUUAUAAGCAGAUGGAUUGGAAUUUCCUCGAUAUAUAUGAAUUUACGGAAGUAGAAAAAUCUGUUUUGUUAUUAAAACGUUUGGAUUUUGCAGACGAGGUAAAAUCGUGUUGUUUUUCUUGUGAUGGAUCUCUCUUAGCACUUGGUAUGUCAUCUGGUGAUAUUAAGAUAUGGAAUUUGAAUCAAAAGUUUAAAUCUCUAACACUGCCAUUACAUAAUUGUCCUGUAGAAGAUUUACUUUUUUCUCCUAGUAUUCAACCACCAGUUUUGGUAAGCCUAGGAGAAUAUAUAGCUUGGUGGAACCUAAAACUGUUUCAAGAGGAACCAUUUAGAAAAGGACGGCCAAAGAGUAUCGACAUUCUGGAUAAUAUCUCAGAGGAUUUGUCAUCAAUGAAUAUAUCACAUUGGGCAGACAGGGAAUGUGUGAAAGGUUCAAAAUAUCUCUUGAGUUGUUUAAAAUUAAAUGGUUGUGCCAAAUAUUUAUCAGCUUCGAAAGAUUUCAAUACGUUCCUCACCGUUGAUGAUAAAGGGAAAAUAUAUGUGAUGGAAACUGUUUCAUCAAACAAAUAAAUUGCCGUUGUGCAAUAGACGUCCGCCAAGUGCAAUAGCAAUUAGACAAUUGCUCAAAGGUCCUUAACCUAGCUCAAUAAAUUAGGUUAAGUUGAAGACUUUCUAGUCUUUGUGAUGACAUAUCGUGAUUUUUUAUACAUAUUAAAUUUGUAUCUACGAUUUUUUAUAA
This is a messenger RNA of Anoplophora glabripennis (Asian longhorned beetle), 4251 nucleotides long. Its product is annotated as apoptotic protease-activating factor 1. Bases 114 to 4082 code for a protein of 1322 amino acids. NCBI's taxonomy places the organism in Eukaryota, Metazoa, Arthropoda, Insecta, Coleoptera, Cerambycidae. The record is from RefSeq and is a predicted model, not a curated record. The transcript has 12 exons. Gene Ontology annotation, molecular function: ADP binding; protein binding.